CUGUCUCUUAGCAGCUCUCACUCAAACACCACUUGCAGUAUAAAUUCACUCUACGACUUCCUCAUCCUGCCUAUCAAUCAAGACCAAAUACAAUCUGCACCCUCACCUGUCGCCCACGGCGAGCAUUCUUAUACAUUAGCGCUUGCUUGGACUGGACGACGCGUACCGGGAAAACUAGCGCGGUUAUUGGCUGUGUUGACACGCGAACUUCUGGUACUAGGGUUACUUGGGUAAGUCCCAUACAGCAAGACGCCUCAUCAUCUAUCUUCCUUCCUCUAUUACCACCUUCUCUGUAUUCAAGGUCAGCGGAAGCCCCGCGUAAUGGCAGCCCCUCGCAAGCGCAAGCGCAAGUCGACCUCUACGAACCCGAGGAGCAACAAACGCCGAAAGCAGCAAGCCGACGAUUCCGAGCUAUAUUCUGCCAAAGAGAUCAAAAAGGAGAAAUACGAGAAAGGCAAACGAUUCUUUUUGGUGCAGUGGGACGGCAAGGACCCAAAAACUAACAAGAAUUGGGAGCCAUCGUGGAUAGAGGAAGAGUGGGCAACUGCAGCCUUAAUAGAGGAAUGGGAAGAGCAGAAGAAAGACAACAAAGUUCGACCUCUCAAACGCCAGAAACGACCCGUUAUAGAGAGUAGUCAACCAACCGCAGCUGCACCUUUUACCCCCGAACCGUCAAUUCGCGCGCAGUCCACCCUCAGCCAGCCGUCUACAGGAACAUCCAGCUUUCCAAAGCCUGGCCACCCGUCUCCAGAAGUACGAAUUCCACCACUAAGAUCCAGCUUUGACCGCAACGAACACUUGGUAUUUUCGUCGCAGACUGUCAACCUACCACACGGGAACUUCAUAACUAGUUCCCAAAGCUCAACCUACAGUGGUCCACGCGAUUAUCUACACUCUGGUUAUUGUCGCGAUUCGGAGGACGAAGAAGACGAGGGCAAAUACGAGACAGAGAUAGACGGGUCAGCAAGCUACGUUCCCACCACCCAAGAAGCUUCCGGCGCUGGCCAGACCCAGCAAGCAAGUUCUUCUACACCUAGUCAGGAGCUCUCCGAUUCACUGUCUAACCCACCUCGUUCCGUCGCUGAAACCGAUCCUGACGCUGUACACCAACUUGUCGAAGACUCUCAACCUCAGGCUUGUGAGGAAAAGCAUAUCCCAGAAGAUAAGGUGAUUCCAGAUACUUUUGAGACUGUAGAAUCAACAUUACACACCGUCUCGACUGCCUCUGGUGGACACAUUGUGGACGACGGGGACCGCAUUGUUUCGACAUCACAACCCGAGAUCCAAGUGAUAGAGGAAUUUGUAACCGCAGGAGCCGACGUCACGGAUUCUGGAAAAGUCCCUGGACCGGAAGAAGCGGCGCUCCGGUCUUCUAACGAGGCUCAACUAUCAGCAAAGAGACUUUCUCACGACCCCGACGAGGAGACUCCUCAAGUAUCAGACGAACAAAAUCUGCUCCACACAGACGCGGAGACAUUUGAAUCGACAGAGGCAGAGGCUGCUCAACUAGUGAAAGAGGAAAUUCUGUUGCCGACAGAAGCAAAGACUGUCCAGCCAGCUGGUAAAGAACCUUCGUCGUCCAUAGAAGAACCGCUUCACACAGAGAAGGAAUCUUUUCGGUCCGCAGGAGAAGGUACAACUCAGUCUACAGGCCAAGAAGACAAUUCUCACCAAAGCAGAGAUUUCGCUCCUCAACCAGUUGAAGGAGGAGGCGCCGCGCAGCACGCCGCACCCCGGAGCACUAGAGCGAUCUCGCGUUUGGAAGCGCUUACUAAAAAUACUGGCGGUCCAAAGCCUGUCUCUGUCUUCGAGAUAGUACAGCCUAGUCCGGCUGUAAAGCCCGAAACCCACGACGAAAGUGACAGCAACACUGCUCAUACUUCUAAAGCGCAGGCAGACAUCAAUCUCACGAGAGGGCCCGUGGUAUCACCAAAUUGCAUCAGCAUACAGUCAAGUCGGCACACGGCAAGUCCCAUCGGCUCGUGGCCCGCUGAACAAUACGCGCAACUUGUUCCCGCCGAAAAUUGUUCAAGCACCCAGAACGACGGGACCCAGACUGUUUUCCCCACGGUCGAGAAGCGCGAUUGCACUCCAUCUCUAUUUAGUCCUCAGCCGCGUCACGAUUCCUCACAACAGACGCCUGAGACAGCUGACCUUACAACCACUCUAUCUCCUGUUCCAGAUCCACCACUCGACUCCUUGGGGACACUAAGUUCAAACGUACCGGGACGACCCCGAUCUCCAACCGCUCUGAUGGAUAGCUACGAUGAAGGGACAAAGAAGGUGCUUGCUGAGCAAAAUCUAGACCACUCCUUUACUCCCCCUCCACGUCGUAUGCUGGAGAAACUUAACGACAACCGAUCCCCCUCCGCGAUACCUGCAGAACGACCAAUUGCUCCAACAAUACCAUCAGCAUUGCGCACAGUGGUGAUUGCCAACAGCGUCGCGGCUGAAACUGGAGUAGUACCAGCGGCACCCGAGUUGGGACCGAAUGAUGUUGCAGAUGAAACUCCAAGUGUCACCCAAGACGACAAUGAUGACGACGGAAAAGACGAUAACAACGAUCAUAAUAAUGGACACGACGAUGAUGACGACAACCCAGUUUCUACGCUUCCAAGCGCGCCUGCUUCUGUAGACAAUGAAGAGCCCAGUGACAUGGAUGAUAGCGAGAGCUUGCUCAACGACGACCUUGAAUUGCAAUCACAAGAAUUCAUUGUGCCCUUGUCGAUGGAAGGUCGACAGGCUGGUAUCUACAAGGAUGAAUUCAGAAGUCAUAUAGAACUUCUCGACUCGCUUUUGGAUCAGCCGGAAAGCUUCCAUGACUUCGAUAAGGUCCAAGAUGUUCUUGACCGCCUUGGGUGGAUUGAAACUCACGUGGAUCUUCUCUACAACGAGCCAUCUCCCACUCAAACUGACGAUCCGAGCUUGACAACGUUAACACAACUGCAACAUCAAACAAAAUGGAGCUAUGACAACUCGGUGAAAUUCAAGUUUCUUGGGAGUUUCUUGGAUGCAAUCAAGGAUCGCGACAUCAACAUGGUGCUUGUGAUUGAGAAGAAUGACAAGCGACUGCUCACCAUCGUCGAUAGCUUUUUGCGAGGGACACUUGUCAAUCUCAGAAUACCGAUGAGCGGAGUUGAUAUCAUUGCUGCAAACCCAGCAAGCAAUGUUUCGGUGACUGUGUUGUCUAGUGAGGAGAAUACGCUUGUACAGCCACCAGUAGAUCUCGUGGUUCUUCUCGAUGGGAGCCUUGAUGCGAAGCAGAUCCGCAAGAAGAAUUGGGCCAGCGGUUCUGGGAGGUCAACGGUUCCUCUUCUUCAUCUUGUAAUACCUAGAGCAACCGGCCAUGUGGAACGCUACGUCUCGAAAGCUCUUGCACCGCAAAGGCGACUUCACACCAUUAUAGCAACCUUGACCCAAUUUCGGGACGACUCGGUACUUGGGCGAGCUAUCCAUACUCAUAACCCCAAUCCCCAAGAAGCAGCUCAUGCGGUUGCUCAGUUCCUUGUCUCAAGAGAACAAGACCCCGGAUCGAUCGAGUGGCCAUUGCCUUCUAUAGGUAGUAUCAAGGAUCUGGUAGAGUUUCAGUCACAAUUAUCUCAAGAAGCUAUGUUGUCCUCGCCCUCACAAGCACCAACCGCGAAACGCCCACUAGAAGACGACCAGCCUCAUCAUUCCAAACGCAUGCGCUACACUCCUCAGCAGCACCUUGUGGACCCCAAUAACGAGAUAACUCACGUCACUGACUCCAUGCCUGGAACUGCUGCGGAUGCCCUCGAAAUGCGAGCAAGGAUCGAACAUCUCGAAAAAGAGCUCGCUAUUGAACAAGAUAAGCGACGAAUGCAAGAGAAGCGUUCCAAACAAGACCAUAUGCAUUGGGAACAACAGCAGAAUCGUCACGAGGAAUUCAGUAGGACUUAUGCUUCAUUGAAAAAGGAGAGGGAGGUUGCGGGAAACCGCCUCGAGGCCGCUGCCAGAACUGAGACUAAUCUCCGGGAACAGCUAAGCUCCAAGAAGGAUGAGAUUUUGGCAAUGCAGAUCAAAUUGAAGGAACUUCAAGAUCUGCACACCCAAUCUGAAGACGUCAAAGCAGCAGAAAUCACGCGUCUGGGAAAAGUCGUAGAAGACGCCAAGGAGAGCGAAAGGCGGGCUCUAAAAAGCAAGGUUUCUACAGAAAAGGACCUAGAGUAUAUCAAGGACCAGUACCAGAAGGCCCAGGCAGCUGCAAGGGAAGCGCAAGACGAGAAUGACGAGUUGAAAAAACAGCUCACAACAUUCAAGAAGCAGGACCCUAAGCAAGUCUCCGAGCUUGGAAACGGUUUCUACAAGAGGGGCGAGAAGCUUGCGGCUCAUAAAGAGGUUUCAAGCGCGGCGCUGGUCAAAAUGUUGAAGAAACAGCUGGAAUCCAAAGAGCAGGAGAAUGCAAGGCUGAAAGCUGGAAGAGGGGUGGGCGCAGGUACUAGGGCGCAAAGCGUUGGCCCUCGUACUAGGCCAUCAAGCCGCGCUGCGAGCCCACUCCCCACCAACCGAGAUCGCUUGACAAAUUUGAGGAAUGUCGGAUAG
Molecule: messenger RNA, 4563 nt
Organism: Periconia digitata
Lineage: Eukaryota; Fungi; Ascomycota; Dothideomycetes; Pleosporales; Periconiaceae
Source: the annotation of a GenBank genome assembly